Molecule: messenger RNA, 1277 nt
Organism: Ilex paraguariensis (yerba mate)
Lineage: Eukaryota; Viridiplantae; Streptophyta; Magnoliopsida; Aquifoliales; Aquifoliaceae
Source: the annotation of a GenBank genome assembly
GAGAUUUAGUGGAUUUUUGGCAGGCCUAAUCAAAUUGAACAUUAGACACAUCAGUUGAUGUUUGCGUGCUCUAUUCUCGAAAGAGUUUGUCAUGGAGAUUUAUCCAGUCAGAUACCCAUAUAUUUUGUUUCAUCCCUGGGCUAUAUGGUCUACCUCCUAAUUUUAGAUUACAGCUUUAAGGAUGUGGUUGCUUGAGAUUUAGUGGGUUUUUGGCAGACCUAACCAAAUUGAAUAUUAGAGACAUCUGGUUAUGGUUGCGUGGUUUGUUCUGGAGCUAUCUUGAUUAUGUGGAAAAAUGAGAUUGUGCUGGAAAGAGAUACAGGACGUCCUCGUGGAUUCGGGUUCGUAACCUUUGCAGACCGCCGGGGAAUGGAAUCUGCAAUCAGGGAAAUGCAUGGAAGGGAGGUUGGUGAUCGCAUCAUCUCAGUGAACAAGGCCCAACCCAAAAUGGAGGGUGAGGAUCCAGGCCAUGGCUAUAGUGGAGGUCACUCAUCCCGUGGCAGGGGCAGCUAUGGGGGAGGGGAUAGGUCUGUAGCGCAGGAUGAGUGCUUCAAGUGUGGGCGCCCAGGGCACUGGGCUCGAGAUUGCCCAUCAGGUGGUGGUGGCCGGGGCAGUCGUCCACUCUCCCCACGACCUAGGUUUGGUGGGACUGGCGGCCGUGCUGAUCGGUAUGGAGGCCGUGAUCGAUAUGUGGAUGAUAGAUUUGAUGGUGGGCGUUAUGGUGAUAGGGAUCGCUAUGACAGCAGAGACACGUAUGGGAGCCGUGAUCGCAAUGUUAAUGACAGGUACCCACCAAGCGGAGAUCGUUUUGCAAGCGACAGGUAUGGGGGUUCUGACCGUUACCCUCAAAAUGGGUAUGGCACAGGCUAUGAAAGGGAUGGAGGUCCAAGUGGGAGUAGUGACAGGUAUGGCGGCGGAGGGCCAGCCCGGUAUGAGGGAAAAAGCUUCAGGGACAGGCAAGGUCCUUAUGACCGUCCUAGGAGGGUAGGGCACCCAUCUUCAUUUGAACGCUACUGAAGUCUUAAUUGUUUCCGCUGUUGUUAUACACCUUUUGGAUGUUGCAUAUAAGCUGGGUAUUUAUGUUUUUGGCUAUUUUUUGAAUAGAGGAUUGUGCACUUUGUAAUGAGCUUGGGGAUUUACAGAUGCAAGUUAGCAUGUUUGGUUUCCUCCUCUUAUUCUUGGCUGGCAUGAACUGCAUAUGGCUGUGGUUGACAGGGGAUUAGAUAUUUGGGUUUUCUGCAACUAAAUAUCAAAUGAUUCGAAUAUUGCUUUUUUUU